Talaromyces proteolyticus is the source of this 345-nucleotide messenger RNA. RefSeq lists its product as uncharacterized. NCBI's taxonomy places the organism in Eukaryota, Fungi, Ascomycota, Eurotiomycetes, Eurotiales, Trichocomaceae. The coding region runs from base 1 to 345 and encodes 114 amino acids. The record is from RefSeq and is a predicted model, not a curated record. The transcript has 2 exons.
AUGAUUAACCUUAUUGUAAAAGACAUCCUUCCUGCUCUCAAGUCUGGCAAUACAGAAGAAGCUACUUCUUCCUGUGACACCCUUGAUGAAGGAAAACGUCAUUUAUGCGAUACACUUGAGCCACUUGGAAAACUUCGUAUCCUAGCUCUCUGGAUCCACAGAAGUCCUCAACGCAGGCAGACAUGGAACAGUAGUUGUAAGCGCAUGAAUCUGUCUGAUAAAUUCAUUGAUUACGACGUUGAUACACGAUGGAAUUCUAUUUCCAGAGUACUAAGCGACGCUUUGAAGUCAAGGACCCAGCUUGAAGAGUUCGUCCACUAUGAGACAGAUUUCCUUCCCUUCUAA